Molecule: messenger RNA, 5282 nt
Organism: Sphaeramia orbicularis (orbiculate cardinalfish)
Lineage: Eukaryota; Metazoa; Chordata; Actinopteri; Kurtiformes; Apogonidae
Gene: kifc3
Product: kinesin family member C3
Exons: 24
Coding region: 1122-4322 (1066 amino acids)
Biological process (GO): microtubule-based movement
Cellular component (GO): microtubule cytoskeleton
Molecular function (GO): ATP binding; microtubule binding; microtubule motor activity
Source: RefSeq, a predicted model, not a curated record
GUUUUUAUCUUUUUAAAAAACACCCCUUUUUUGCAGUGUAUAUUUAGCAAGAGGUAAUAUUUUAAUUCAUCUUGUUCAUGUUGCUGAAUUAUAUUGUAAAUAUGAACACAACCCUUCUUGUGACCUUUGCAGUAGAAAUAGAGAUGGAGAUAAUUCUUAAGAGGCUUUUAUUUAGAAUCGUGUAUUGACUCGCUGCGUCCCGUUAUAGACUGUUUAUAAGAAGUGGUUUGAGCCCCUUCACUGAUUCACACUGCUUUAUUGAAGCAAGGAGUUUGUGUUUUUGUCAUCAUUCUUGGCUUUUUGGAGCCAUAAGUGAUUUUAUUAAUGUAAUAUUUUAAUUUUCAUAUUCAGCAUCUAGUGGCCGUCAGUGGUAUUACACUUUAAAACACUUGAACUUAUCCAAACGUACUUCUAGCCUCUUAUUGCACUUUUUGGUUAAAUCGACUGAAAUGUUAGGAGUCUUUCAAGAUUUGACAGAUUUUCUUUCACUUUCAUCUCACAACAAUUGUAAAAAAAACAGAAUUAGCUAUAAUUGCUGUAACAGUCGUGACUCCAUUGGGUUAAACUUAAACAAAGAUGUUUGCACACAGCAAUUUAAGUGCAGAGUGUCUUAAGUUACACUGAGAAACUGAAGCCGCCGCCUCCAAGCUCUGGUUACCUGCCUGCUGUCAAAAUUGUAGACGUGACACAAACUGCAGCAGUUGCUGCGGGACAAGGUCCAGAGGGAUUUUAUCAGUUCUGUGGAAAUGUUGAUGUCGUCUGUUAUUGGGCGGGAUUAAGGACAGAGGUGAACCAGGUGAGUUAUAAAAACAAGGGAGUGAAGGAGCAAGAAAAGACUGUACGACUGAAUCCAACAGGAAUAAUGUAGAGGUGAAGAACUGAGGUGGACGUUCUGGAUGAAAGCUGAAGUUUUGACUCUUUGCAGAUGAUGAUGUCACUUAAGUAACAACUGACUUUUAGAAAGAAUAAUGUGAACUGAACAAACUAAGAGGACAAAGAUUCCAACUCUCACCUGGAUCACACCGGCAUCGAUUUCACUUGUUCGGAUUUGGAUACGAUGACACCAACAAUCACUUCAGUGGACGUUUUGGCCAAGUGAACUGGACCUGUCCAACGGGGUCAUGUACGUCCUGUGUACCCUGGCAGUCCUGACCCUCCACAGCCUCUUCAAGAACAGGAACAACAAGGCUGUGGAGGCUGGCAGGACCUCAGAGGCCGCAAGGAAGGAAGGUCCACCUGAAGAUGGAGACCACACCGCAGUCCAGGCCACACCGAAGACUCUGGGACAAGGACACAUUUCGGUAAAGGGUGGGGGUCACGGCCGCCCGGUGAGCUUCAGAUCAGAUGGGAAGCGGAGGCGAGGGGGUGGCACGCGUAAUGUACCUGACAGCCGCAAACGAGUACAGCCGGUCCAGCGGUCCAGCGCUCUGCUCAGCCCGGCGGUCAUGUUCGGCACAAGAAAAACCUGGGACCUCGGCCACGCCCCCUGCCUGCAGGAGCUCUGGAAGAAAGACAUCUCAUUGGACGCGAGCUCAGUGGACUUCCUGAUGAGUGAUGGUGAAGACGAAGGCUCUUUUCUGGCUUUACCGACCGCUGCCUUCUCACAGCGCCCGUCUCUGACCGCCGAGCUCACUGAAAAGACCACGCCCACCCAGCAGCUGCUGAUCCAGAAGGUCACCUGGUCCUGCUUCUGGACUCAAGCCAGUACUCUACAGGACAAAGUGUGCGAGUUUCAGGCUCGUCUGCGUUCGGAGGAAGUGACCCGUCAUCUGCUGUUGCAGCAGCUGCAGCGGCAGAACGUCCAGGACAAGACGUGCAGCGGCGUCGAGGCGCUGCAGGAGGAGCUGCUGUCGCCCCCUCGCAACGGUGUGCGGCUGUUGCAGCCAGGUGAACCGUCUUUAGACCGUCUCAGCUGUCCAGAGGAAGAGCAGCUCGUUACUCGGCUGCGCACACAGGUGGAGGAGCUGGAGGAGAAGCUGUUGGAUCAGACUCAGGAGGUGGAGAGACUUCGCUCUGAACUGGGGGCGACAGACCUGGAGAAGCAGCUGGAGCUGCUUGUGGUUGAGAAUGAGCGUCUGAAGCAGGAGCUGAAGUCCUGCAAGACCUCAGAGCUUCAGAGCCUCGAUGCUGCCGCAGAGACCUGCAGCUGCAACCACUGCCCCCACAGCCAGAAUGCGGAGUCCCUGCAGAGGGAGGUGUCCCGCUGGGAGAAUCAGGCCCGGCAGAGGGAGCGGCGGCUCGCGGAGCUGGAGCGAGAACUGCUGGAGAAAACCGCCAAGGUGGAGACGCUUCACCGGCAGCUGGACGAGUCCACGCGGUGCCUGGACGACAGCAGGCGGAAGCUGGAUGCCGAGCACAAACUCAGCCUCCGACUGCACGAGUGUGAGGAGGAGCUCGCUCGCCAGGCCUCCACCCCCCCCAGGGUCAAGUAUGUUACUCAGACGGUGGAGGUGGAGUCGGCCGACUCUCAGAAGGCUGUGGCGGAGAUGCAGUCGAAAAACGCCAUCCUGCAGGAGCAGCUGACCGUUCAGAGGCAACUGCUGCGAGAACUGGAGACACAGCUGCACGAGUCGCAGCGAACCUGUGCACAGCUGAGGACACAGCUGCUCUCCGACCGCGGCCGUCUGUGCGGUCUGCUCACCAAGGCCGUCGGCAGGGGCAACGGCGAGGUCAUUGGCAGGUUGUCCAAGAUUCUGGUGUAUGAAGGUGAGAUGGAGCGGGCCCAGGGUCAGCUGGAGGCCGAGAUGCAGAACCUGGAGGAGGAGAAGAACCGGGUGAUCGAGGAGGCGUUUAUCCGAGCGGAGAGCGAGAUGAAAGCCGUCCACGAGAACCUGGCAGGGGUCCGGAUGAACCUGCUGAGUCUGCAGCCGGCUCUGAGGACGCUCACCUGCGACUACAACUGUCUGAAGAGGCAGGUGCAGGAGUUCCCCUUCAUGUUGGACAAAGCCAUCACAGAGGCAAAGCAGGAGAUCUGUCAGGUGAUCAGUGAGGUGAGCAGCACCAACCAGGAGCUGCUGAGGAAAUACAAGAGAGAAAUGAACCUGAGGAAGAAAUGUCACAACGAGCUGGUUCGACUCAAAGGUAACAUCCGCGUUUUCUGCCGAGUUCGUCCGGUCAGUCAGGAGGAGCAGGACUCCGCCGACGCUAAAACUAUGCUGAGCUUCGACUCGGACGAUGACGCCAUCCUCUACCUCUCCAAUAAGGGCAAAAUCAUGACCUUUGAACUUGACAAAGUCUUUCCACCUCAUGCCACACAGGAAGAGGUGUUUCAGGAGGUUCAGUCUCUGGUCACCUCCUGCAUUGACGGUUUCAACGUCUGCAUCUUCGCCUAUGGACAGACAGGGUCAGGAAAGACGUACACCAUGGAGGGCGUGGCCGACGACCCCGGUAUUAACCAGCGCGCCCUCCGCCUGCUGUUCUCCGAGGUGACGGACAAAGCUCCAGACUGGGACUAUAAGAUCACCGUCAGCAUGGUGGAAAUCUACAACGAGACUCUGCGGAACCUGCUGGGGGACACGCCCACUGAGAAACUGGACAUUAAGAUGAACCCUGACGGUAGUGGACAGCUGUACGUCCCCGGGCUGACCGAGUUCACCGUCCAGAGCCCAGAGGACAUCAACAGGGUGUUCGAGCUGGGUCACAUGAACAGGGCGACGGCGUGCACCAACCUGAACGAACACAGCUCUAGAUCCCACGCUCUGCUCAUCAUCACUGUGUGUGGAUUCAACACGGCCACCGGAAACCGCACGCAAGGGAAGCUGAACCUGGUGGACCUGGCGGGUUCUGAGCGGAUCGGUAAGUCGGGGGCGGAGGGCAGCCGCCUUCGAGAAGCUCAGUGCAUCAACAAGUCUCUGUCGGCGCUCGGAGACGUUAUUAACGCGCUGCGCAGCAAACACGCCCAUGUCCCAUUCAGGAACUCGCGCCUCACGUACCUGCUGCAGGACUCGCUGAGCGGAGACAGCAAGACCCUGAUGAUGGUGCAGGUUUCCCCGUUACCGUCUAACAUGAGUGAGUCGGUGUGCUCGCUGAAGUUCGCUCAGCGUGUUCGCAGCGUCGAGCUAAGCUCCGCCUCCUCUUCCUCCAGAAGACACGAGAACUCGUCCACCUCGUCCUCGCCGACCCACGACAGCGUUGAGCUGGACUCGCCCCCUGUGACCCCGGUCCCUCUCCCCAUCUCUCGGGCCAGCAGCGCCGGUUCCACCCUGUCCUCAGCGUCCAGAACUCCCAGCAGCUCCCGCAGGAGGUCCCAGUCCCAGCUGUCCACAGACAGACAGGUAGACAGAGCCAGCCCAUUGGUGGGGGACGGUGGGCAGGACGACUGAAGCUGACGGCCUGAGCGACGCCGCGGGACGUCCAGGGGGUGUGGCCCAGCACCUCCCGCCUCCCGACCAGAACUAAGAAGCAGAGACUCAUGGGAACUUUUUUUAUGGGGUGUGAAUCAGCAGAAAACACAAACCGAAAGACAUUUUAGUGUCUUUUUGCUGUGAUGAUGAACUUUGACCCCUGGAAUCUGGACUGAAGUGAACCCACGCCGUCUUUUCAGUAUAUGCUUUUCCAAUCACAGUAUUCCUCCUGUUUUUAUUUUUAUUUUCUCUGUAAAGUUGCACUUUAAAACUUCUAGAUAAUUUUCUAACCCACAAAUCGAGAUGUGGUUGAUUAUAAUAUAUGCAUCAUAUGGUUCUAUAUUUAUGUGUUUGACAUGCUUUAAACUCAAAUUUUAUUUUUCUUUUUUUGAGGAUUCCGAUCUGUGGAAGAACUUCACCGUGUAGUUCAGACGUUGAAAGGACUGUUUCUGAAUUUAAUCUUCUAACUUUUAACAUCUAAUGUCUUUGACUGGACCUGAAUCCCCCACGGUCCUUCUCCAUCCAAUCAGGGUACUCCGCAGACACUGAACUAUCCAAUAGGAUGCGAGCAAUACAAGGAAACACGAUCCUUUUUUUUUUUUUUCCUGUGGAUGUUUGUUCGUUCGCUCAGAGCUGAUGAAGCUCAUCUGACUCAGACCUUCAUUCAUCCUGUCGAUGUUGCCCCUGCUGUCCUCACUUGACCUUUGACCUCAGAGCGAAGGAGCCUCCUGUAGCUGGUGCUGAGUUCAAUGUGACGCGGGAGAAGUCGGCCGUUUCAUUGUGUGUUGUAGUAACAGGAAUGCGUAGAAGUGCGAUAAAGCUGCUGUGUUGUUGACCUGAUGAUCGGUCCGUCUGCUUGCUCUGUGUCUGUAGAUUUCUACUGUUUUUUUUUUUUUUUUGUAUUCCCUUUCUAAUAAACGCCACAAAACAACAUCCAAA